Molecule: messenger RNA, 1212 nt
Organism: Abrus precatorius (Indian licorice)
Lineage: Eukaryota; Viridiplantae; Streptophyta; Magnoliopsida; Fabales; Fabaceae
Exons: 1
Coding region: 35-232 (65 amino acids)
Source: RefSeq, a predicted model, not a curated record
CAGAGAGAGAGAGAGAGAGAGAGAGAGAUCAGAGAUGGAGAAGAAGAACAAGAAGAAGAGCAGCACCUGGUUGAAGAAGAAGUGGAGAUUCUCUGCGUUUAGGUGGAAACGACUGGAUUUUCAAACCACCAUCGUCGAUACUGUCGUUUUCAAGAUACUCUGCGUCGCUGAGGCCGUGGUUCUUGUCUCCACCCUCUGCUUCUUUUACCUUUGCUGUGGCUGCAACUUCUGAAUUCUUCUCCUCCUUCUUGUUUCAUUUUGUUCAUUCUUUUUUCAUAUUCAUGGCCUGCUGCUUCUUAUCAAUUACAAAUGGGCACACAAAUUAGGCUUCUUAAUUCUCUUCUGCUUCAAUAUAUGUUAUAUAUUUCAUCUUUUGCUUGAGCACCAGCAAUCAUCUCCUUCUAUGUUAAGCUCUGUUUUAUAUUUUCAAUGAUUUGGAAUGAAUAACUAGAAGAACAUAAAUGAUUAAUUCUAAUGAACAAAUAUGUCGGUUUGAUUAACGUGACAACUAAGCAGAGCUCUGUUGGUUCAUUUCUUAUUUUUUAUUUUUUUAGGUCACAUUUCUUAUUACACAAAUUUAAACAAUGAUAUUUAAAUUCAAUAUAAUUAUUUUUUGAGUUUUUUAUAUGCUCAUUAACUAUUAUGAAGUGACAUCAAACGGAUGGAAUCUCUUCGGGUCAAGUUCAUACUUAUAGUUUUAAAGAAUAAUACAUGAAAAUGAUUAGAUGAAUAUCUUAUAAAAUUAGUAAUCUACUUUAAGCAUACAGAAAUCAUGUAAGAUGUCUUCGUCGAAUAGUUUAUUUUAUUUAGCUAACAUUAAAUGUUUGGAUGAAAGAGACCCAAAAAAUAUGGAUAAUAAUAUUUUGUUUUAUUAGAGAAAAGAUUUUCAUUAAUUUAAAUUUUAAAAUUUUCUUCUUUUCUGUCUUUUCAACCAAAUAAGAGGAGUUGGAAGGUUAAAUUAUUAUUUUUAAGAGAAGUUGGUGUAAGAUCUAAAAUUCAUUAUUUUUUAAAAUAUCAACAAAUGAUUUUUUUAAUAAGUUAAUAUAAAUUUACACCAACUUCUCUUAAAAAUAAGUUAAUAUAUACUUUUUUGACGAACCUAUGCCAAAUUUAAAAAGAGCAUUUUAGAAAAAUAUGGUUGAAAGGUAGGUAAUUUAAGAACAAAAUUCAAGAAAAAGUUAACUUUUUGCAAAAUAAAUAAAUAAAUUUGCU